Molecule: messenger RNA, 1330 nt
Organism: Lineus longissimus
Lineage: Eukaryota; Metazoa; Nemertea; Pilidiophora; Heteronemertea; Lineidae
Exons: 1
Coding region: 1-1233 (410 amino acids)
Source: RefSeq, a predicted model, not a curated record
AUGGUGACACAGAAGGGGGACCAAUUUAUUGUCGGGAGAAAAGCGCAUAACCAUCAAGCACAACCAGGUGCAGCAGUCGUCUCCAAGAUAACCGCGUCCAUGAAAGAAAAAGCCGCCGAAAACGUGUACAAGUCAGCAUCCGCUAUUGUGACUGAAGUCCUUCUUGAGCACGUGAACUCAGGCCCAUGUCCUUCGCUACCGAAAAUGAGCUGCUUAACCAGAGCAACUAAUCGCUUUCGCCAGAAGAAUCGCCCGCAAGAUCCCACAGACUUGGAAUUUGAGCUCCAAGAGGACCGCGUCGCUGAAAAUUUUUUUAAAGCUGACAUCAAUGUCCGAGAUCGCCGGCAUUUCAUCUUCGCAACAGAUGAACAAAUCCACCUCCUGAGUAAAGCAAAGACCUGGUACGCUGAUGCCACGUUUAAACUUUGCCGGUCGCCCUUCAAACAGCUUUUCUCUAUUAACGCCUUCGUCAAGAGUGGGGAAGACACUAAACAGUUGCCCCUCGCGUUUGCAUUGAUGUCCGGCCGAAAGAAGCGCAAUUAUAAAGCAAUCUUGCAAAGGUUGAAGGAGAUUGUCGGAGAGGUUCGCGUCGAUAACAUCGUUAUUGACUUUGAAAGUGCCAUGUGGGGGGCUUUCCGCCGAGUAUUUCCAGGCAUCAACAUCACAGGAUGUCUGUUCCACUGGACCCAAGCAAUUUGGCGGAAAGUCCAAGAACUCGGCUUGCAAACGGCCUACGCGAACGAUAGAAAUGCCCACGACUACAUAAAGAAGUUAAUGGCCCUACCAUUCCUUCCCGCAGACAGGAUACGCGAGAUUUUCGAUGUAAUGAAAACAAGGGCAACCUCGCAGCCUCUGUCGCAAUUGGUGACGUACAUCGAGAAUACGUGGUUCGAUAAUCCGAACUGGAAUGAAACUUCUUGGAGCGUGUACAUGUCACCCAUACGGACGAACAAUGACGUCGAGGGGUGGCAAAACGCGAUAAACAGACGGGCCGGAGGACGCAGCGGACUCCCUUUCUACCAGUUGAUCAACCUCUUGAAUUCAGAAGCGCAAAUUGCGCAUCUUCAGGUACGGCUGGUUUCUGAGGGUAAGUUGCGCAGAAUACAGCGAAAGAAGUACGUUGCGCUUCAAAGACGUAUCUUUAAGGCAUGGGACGAUUACAGCGACGGGGAGAUAACGACAGAACAGUUGUUGAGAGUUUGUUCGCACUUGAAUGGACCAGUAACCUCAUAGCCAUCCAUUCGCGUUGGCUCGCUCAAUUACGUACUUAUUAUUGAUUGACAGGGGUCAUUCAACCGCACUUCAUUCAACGCAGAUUUGGAGGCCUUUG